Episyrphus balteatus (marmalade hoverfly) is the source of this 2215-nucleotide messenger RNA. RefSeq names its product transmembrane 9 superfamily member 4 (gene TM9SF4). Gene Ontology annotation, biological process: protein localization to membrane. The transcript is spliced from 11 exons. The coding region runs from base 123 to 1991 and encodes 622 amino acids. Gene Ontology annotation, cellular component: membrane. Lineage: Eukaryota; Metazoa; Arthropoda; Insecta; Diptera; Syrphidae. The record is from RefSeq and is a predicted model, not a curated record.
GAGUUCCCUUUUUUGACAACUGACCAGUACAAAAAAAUAUCAGAAUUUUUCUAUUGAACGCCAAAAAUUUCUCCGGUUAUUCACGCUCCUGCUUCUUCAUCGCUAGGCUAUUUAUUUUGGCCAUGAAGGGAGUUUUAUUGGUAAUAUGUGCGUGCUUGGUGAAAUGUAUGCAGGGAUUUUAUGUCCCCGGAGUAGCUCCCGUAGAAUUUGUAAAGGGGCAAAAAAUCGAUGUUAAAGCUGUUAAGAUGACGAGUAGUCGAACUCAACUACCAUACCAAUACUAUUCGCUUCAGUUUUGUCUUCCAAAAAAUGGCACUUUGAUUUACAAAUCAGAAAAUCUUGGUGAAGUGCUUCGAGGCGAUCGAAUUGUCAAUACGGCUUAUGAAGUGCGAAUGGCUGAAAAUGUCAAUUGCAAACUCCUUUGCAACAAAAAAGAUCAGCCCAUGAAUUGGGAUAAAUAUCAAUCAGCAAAAGUUGCAGAACGAAUACAACAUGAAUAUUUUGUGCAUUUAUUGGUCGACAAUCUUCCAGUAGCGACAAGAAUCAUGAAUCCUACUACGGGAGAUGUCACCUUUGAGCAUGGCUACCGCCUUGGCAUGGUCGAAGGAAACAACAUUUACAUCAACAAUCACUUGAAAUUCAUUCUCUCAUAUCACAUGCAUACAAAGAAUAAAUAUAGAGUUGUUGGUUUUGAAGUUGAAACAACAUCGCUUUCUUAUAAGGACGUGAAAUUUGAAGGAGACACUUGUAAUUUCCCCGAUACUCGUCGUCAGCAACAAGUUUUCCCGAACACGAACACUCAACUCUACUUUACAUAUUCAGUAGAAUGGAAAGAAUCUGUGGUGAGCUGGGCAUCGCGCUGGGAUAUCUACUUAGGGAUGAAUGAUGUGCAGAUUCAUUGGUUCAGCAUAAUAAAUUCUUUAGUAGUUGUAUUUUUCCUUUCUGGUAUUCUAACUAUGAUAAUGAUUCGAACUUUGAGACGUGAUAUUGCGCGAUACAAUACAGAUGAAAAUAUUGAAGACACCCUCGAAGAAACUGGAUGGAAACUGGUUCAUGGUGAUGUCUUCCGCCCUCCCAGAAACAGUCGAUUUUUUUCGGCUGUUAUUGGAAGCGGUAUACAAAUAUUCUUUAUGGCACUUAUAACAAUCUUUUUUGCAAUGCUUGGAAUGCUAUCACCGUCGUCCCGAGGUGCUCUUAUGACAUCAGGUAUAUUUAUGUACGUUUUUAUGGGAACAAUAGCUGGAUACUUUUCAGCUAGACUUUAUAAGACAAUGAAAGGACGUGAAUGGAAGAAGUCAGCUUUUCUAACAGCUACGCUUUAUCCGGGGAUUGUCUUUGGGACCGGAUUCAUUUUGAACUUCUUUAUUUGGGAUAAACAAUCUAGUGGUGCCGUCCCAUUUAGCACCAUGGUUUCUCUACUCUUGCUUUGGUUUGGUAUUUCUGUGCCCCUCACAUAUCUAGGAUACUAUUUUGGCUACAGAAAACAAUCCUAUCAGCACCCUGUUAGAACAAAUAUGAUUCCUAGGCAGGUUCCAUCACAGCAAUGGUACAUGAAUAUUGUUUUAAGCACUCUUAUGGCUGGUGUCCUGCCUUUUGGAGCAGUUUUCAUAGAACUCUUUUUUGUGUUCACAGCAAUAUGGCAAAAUCAAUUCUAUUAUCUUUUUGGAUUCUUAUUUUUAGUGUUUUGCAUUUUAGUAGUCAGUUGUGGACAGAUUUCGAUUGUGAUGACCUAUUUUCAACUCUGCGGAGAGGAUUAUCGAUGGUGGUGGCGAAGUUUUAUUGUGUCUGGUGGAUCUGCAGCAUAUGUUUUAUUUUAUAGUAUAUUUUAUUUCUUUACAAAACUGGAAAUAACUGAAUUUAUACCCACUUUAUUGUAUUUGGGUUAUACAAGCCUUAUGGUAAUAACAUUUUGGUUACUUACUGGGACAAUUGGUUUCUUCGCAGCGUACAGUUUCAUAAGAAAAAUUUAUGGUGCUGUUAAAAUUGAUUAAAAUAUUAGUACUUCUGUAAUCUCAAAAAAAUAAUUAUAUUAUAUUCUUCUUUACGUAAAUCUAUUAUUAUUAAUAACAUUAUACUGUAUAAAUUUAAACUUAUUUUGAUUUUAUUGACUGUAAAAAAAAAACUAGUAAGUUAAAUUAGUUUUUAGUUAUUUUUUGUUACUUUUAACCAAACAGCAUUGUUCAAUUUGAAUGAAAACUUCACUCUACAAAUAAAU